Molecule: messenger RNA, 540 nt
Organism: Symbiodinium sp. CCMP2456
Lineage: Eukaryota; Dinophyceae; Suessiales; Symbiodiniaceae
Source: the annotation of a GenBank genome assembly
GCUUUGGGCCUGCUUCACAGCCUGGAUGGCGCAUUGCAGUGUGACUUCAGCUUUCCGAUAGGUGCCGGGAAGAAUGCCAUGCCCGAUUGGUUUGAUGUGCGGCCAGAGAUCGUUUACAAUGUGGUCGGCUUUAGGCCCGGAGAUGUUUUGACCAUUCGUGGAGGCCCGCCCGGAACUCGCUUGACCUUGAUCGGUCUUCGGCCGGAUCCCGAUACUGGGGAGAUCUCGGUGUGGUGGCAUCACGAGGACUUCCAGACCGUCCAUGCCGGAGCUGGCAAGAUUCCUGGUUGGGAGCACAUGCGGCAGAUGAUGCGUGACACAGGUGAGAAGGUGAACCUCGAGGAGUUGAAAGAGCGCCUUCGAAGCGGGAAGGGUCGAGGCGAAGAGAACCAGGGUGAUCUGCAACAGCAGAUGCUUUCGCAGAUGUCAGCACAGCUUUCGCCAGCGGACCUGCAAAAGCUCAUGGGGGCAUCACCAGCGGACCUGCAACAGCUUUCGCCAGCGGACCUGCAACAGCUGAUGGGGGCAUUAAUGCGCUAA